GUUUAUCUUCUUUGCAAAAAUAAAAUAUACAGAAAAAUACUUCUGUCAACAAAACAAAUAACCCCAAAUAUACAGAACACAUACCUUUUUUUUCUUUUGCAAUUAGCUUCGUUUACUCAUGAUUCAUGAAUGUUUUAAGUUAUUUUAUUUAUUAUGACUUUUAUGCUUGUUUCACUGCUUACUCUCUGCCCACCACUCCCUGACACAGUCCUCUCUCUAAAACUUGUGUAAAUUUUGAUGUCUGAUAGUGCAAGCAAAGCAAUCACCCCAUGACCUUUAAUUUUCUUUGUUUCUCCCCUCUAAUUCUCUGAUCUUCUUUUUUUUUUAGGGGCAUUUUAAUUAUAGUUAGGUUAAAUAGAAACCAUAUUUAUUUGUGUAACCAAUAUAAAUACACUAACAAAACUGACAUAAUUAAAUGCUGUUGUUUUCUAUUUGUCACUGGGAGGGAAGGGAGAGAGUGAAAAAUUGAAAAUAUCUAGUUUUUUUUUUCUCUCUCUUGCUUUUAGGCUUUAGGCUUUCACUACUAAUACUCUCUUAGUUUAAGACAUUGCCUUCACAUCCAAACACAAAUGCAAAUCUUUGUCUCCUCUCUUCCUUCAAAGUCUUUCAUUACAAAACCCUAAUAUCUCUAAUCUUCUCUCUGUCUCUCUUAAGGGCAAUAUCUUCAAUAGAGUUCUGAACUUUGGAAGCAUAUUAAGAUAUCAAAGUAAUUUUCUACUUUUAGUUGUGAAGCUAGUCUCUCCUCUGUCCCCAAACCAAGAAACAAUUUGCAAAGAGAAAGCAAAAGGUUUUUGAAGAAGACCCAAUUAAAAAAGAUGGAAAUUGCAAGUCAAGAAGAUCAUGAUAUGCCCAUCCCAUUAAACACUACAUUUGGUGGUGGUGGUAGUCAUGGUCACAUGAUCCAUCAUCAUGAUCAUCAUGCUGCUAAUUCUGCUCCUCCAACUCACAACAACAACAAUACUACUCAACCACCUCCAAUGCCGUUACAUGGUAAUGGUCAUGGCAACAAUUAUGAUCAUCAUCAUCAUCAAGAUCCUCAUCAUGUUGGUUACAACGCUAUCAUCAAGAAGCCUAUGAUAAAGUACAAGGAGUGUCUCAAGAACCAUGCAGCAGCUAUGGGAGGCAAUGCUACUGAUGGGUGUGGAGAGUUUAUGCCAAGUGGUGAAGAUGGCUCCAUUGAGGCUCUCACUUGCUCAGCUUGCAAUUGCCACAGGAACUUCCAUAGAAAAGAAGUGGAAGGCGAACUCGCAGCCACCGCCAUGUCCCCUUACCACCAACACCCUCCACACCGAAAACUCAUGCUCAACCACCAAAAGAUCAGAUCAGCUAUGCCACACCAAAUGAUCAUGCCCAUUGGAGUCUCUAACUACCGGUACAUGCAUAACAACUCCGAGUCCGAGGACUUUAUGGAGGAAGAUGGCGUAACCACCGCAUCUAGAUCGCUACCAAACCUGCCAUACAACCAGAAGAAGAGGUUCAGGACAAAGUUCACGCCGGAACAGAAGGAGAAGAUGCUUAGUUUUGCUGAGAAAGUUGGGUGGAAAAUACAAAGGCAAGAAGAUUGUGUUGUUCAAAGGUUUUGUGAAGAGAUUGGAGUGAAGAGAAGAGUGCUUAAGGUUUGGAUGCACAACAACAAGAUCCAUUUCUCCAAGAAGAACAACAUUAACCUCGAAGACAACGACAACGAAAAGAUCAACAAUCUCAACAAUGUUGAUCUGUCCGGUAAUAACGACAUGACUAAGAUCGUCCCAUGAUAUAAUUAAUAACGUUAUUUUUAUAUGAUCUUUGAUAAUUAUUUAGUUAUCUUUAUGUUAGCUACUAGGGUUUUAAUUUUAUCUUCUAGCUGGUUUGGUUUUAUUUUAUAUAUAUAAGCUCAUUUCGCUAUCUCUCGUUAAACCCAUGGAUUUUAUAUAAUUUUCUGCUCUUUGUUGUGUUUUAUUUAUUUGGAAGUUAUAUAUAUUAAUCUUGUUGUAAUAAAUGUAUGACCAGCCGUAUUUUUCUUCUUCUUCUUCUUCUUUUGGGUAUGUAAGAAAAUCUACUUUGGUUACAUAUCAUUUUGAAUCAUUAGACUUUUCG
This is a messenger RNA of Arabidopsis thaliana (thale cress), 2076 nucleotides long. It is a transcript of the gene HB31, whose product is annotated as homeobox protein 31. The coding region runs from base 816 to 1754 and encodes 312 amino acids. Gene Ontology annotation, cellular component: nucleus. The record is from RefSeq and is marked reviewed. NCBI's taxonomy places the organism in Eukaryota, Viridiplantae, Streptophyta, Magnoliopsida, Brassicales, Brassicaceae. The transcript is spliced from 2 exons.